Messenger RNA from Andrographis paniculata, 1739 nucleotides. RefSeq names its product WAT1-related protein At4g19185-like. Gene Ontology annotation, cellular component: plasma membrane. The coding region runs from base 204 to 1388 and encodes 394 amino acids. NCBI's taxonomy places the organism in Eukaryota, Viridiplantae, Streptophyta, Magnoliopsida, Lamiales, Acanthaceae. Gene Ontology annotation, molecular function: transmembrane transporter activity. The record is from RefSeq and is a predicted model, not a curated record. The transcript is spliced from 7 exons.
AUCAUUAUUAUGAUUAUCAGUUCAUCACUGUCUGUUUGUCUCUGACUUUUAUGCUCUGUAAAUCUCAAAAACCCUUUCUAGAUUUACUGGCGUGAGCGCGAAGCAGCCAUCGCAUUCGCGUACCUGAAUUUUCAGUCCUCGCUCAGCCAAGACGUUUUCCCAAUUCGCGUCGACCUAAUUGAUCGAUCGAUUUGUAGUUUGGAAUGCGUGCGAUGACGGCGGGAAUGGCGACUGCGAUCGGGAAUGGCGGGGAUGUGCGGAGGGCGCACAUGGCGAUGGCGGCCGUGCAGGUGUUCAAUGGCGGUUACCACGUCAUCACCAAAAUUGCGCUCAAUGUGGGGGUCAAUCAGCUGGUUUUCUGCGUCUUCAGGGAUCUUCUCGCGCUCGCAAUUCUCGCCCCCGUCGCCUACGUUCGUGAGAAAAGGCAAAGACCACCACUGAAUAGACGACUUGUGAUUGCCUUCUUCUUUCUUGGUUUAACAGGUAUUUUUGGAAACCAACUUCUAUUCCUUCUCGGCCUCGGCUACACAAAUCCAACUUAUGCUGCUGCCAUACAGCCUUCGAUCCCCGUUUUUACAUUCAUAUUGGCUGUGUUUAUGGGUACAGAAACUUUGAAUUUACGAAAAGCUGAAGGUCAAUCAAAGUUGGGUGGCACCCUUCUCUGUGUUUCUGGUGCCAUUUUAAUGGCUACAUUCCGAGGUCCGGCUGUGUUUGGCUACAAGGAAUCAGAGUUUUCAGCAAACAAUGAGAUCAGUGCCAAGGGUCAGCCGGAGCCUUCCGGUUGGUUAAUGUCUAGCUUACUCGACUUGGGCUUCGAUAACUGGCGCCUCGGGGUUUUAUGCUUGAUUGGGAACUGCAUGUGCAUGGCAACUUACCUGGCCAUUCAGGCUCCCGUUUUAGCUAAAUAUCCGGCGAGUAUAUCCGUGACCGCCUUUUCAUACUCCUUCGGCGCCCUGUUCAUGGUACUGACAUCAUUCUUUAUGACGAGCGAUCCCAUGGACUGGAAUCUGACAAAAUCGGAGGUGUUUGCCGUAUGCUAUGCUGGAGUCAUAGCAUCAGCCCUCAACUAUGGACUUUUGACAUGGUCGAACAAGAUCCUCGGCCCCUCACUAGUUGCACUUUAUAAUCCACUCCAACCUGCUGCAUCGGCACUCCUCUCAAGAAUUUUCCUCGGAAGCCCGGUUUAUUUGGGAAGUAUUCUGGGAGGGUGUCUAAUUAUAGGUGGGCUAUAUAUGGUGACAUGGGCAUCCCAUAGAGAGAACCAGGUGAGCCUGGGAAGCUCGCCACUGUCGGAAUCACCCCGGGAUUUGCCUUUCAACAAGAUUUCUUACCAGAUCGGAAAUAUUUUUGCGGGAUCAUCCACCUCUGCUCGAAAGGAUAUCGAUUAGCUUAAACAUUUGACAGGUCGACGGCGACAUCGACAUCGACGGAAUGGAUACACAUGGAAGAAGAAGAAGAGGUGGUGUAAUUAGUUACAUAUCUAACAUUCUUUUUUGAGUUGUUAUUACGUGGGAGUUUGAGAGGAGGGAAUACAUUCUGCUGUCUUGAUAUAUAUAUAUAUAUAUAUAUAUAUGUUUUUUUAUGACGUGGGAAUUGUAGCCGCUAUCCAAAGUGAACACUGGGUAAACCUCCAGCCGAACCUAAGAAAUUUCUAAGGAAGUGCACAUUAGGAAAACCACGUGUGGGAGGUUACUUGAGGCGUAGACUGUUGUUCCAAGAAAUUUCAAGUUUCAUUCAAA